This is a messenger RNA of Verticillium nonalfalfae, 1284 nucleotides long. RefSeq lists its product as uncharacterized. Lineage: Eukaryota; Fungi; Ascomycota; Sordariomycetes; Glomerellales; Plectosphaerellaceae. Bases 1 to 1284 code for a protein of 427 amino acids. The record is from RefSeq and is a predicted model, not a curated record. The transcript has 2 exons.
AUGGCAACGAGUCGGGAUCUACAAGGUUCAACACCAUCUACGCCGGCCGAAACCCGUCACCCAGCGGAGGCCGAUUUGCCAACGCCGCUUCCAUUGAGUCGUGGAAAGAAGCGCAAGACUUUGUCGCCAGACCAAGCAUCAAUCCGGCCUCGUGACUCCUCCCAUGCCUCCAAAAGUGUUUCUUCGACACCAAACUCGGCCACGCCACCACAUCAUGGGAACAGUGAGCAACAUGGACACACGAAACGGCCUAGACGCGGCGACUCGCACCAAGGUCUCAGCGGCGACCUUGCUGACGAGGUAGACCCGCGGGAAGAACAGGAGCAUUUCGACGCCAUGGCGGAUGAGAAGAAAUUCUUUCCAGGAAGCGCUGCGUGGGCUGAUGAUGAGCUUCGACUAUUCGAGAUACUGUACAUGAGGCAGUACAACCCUCUGCUACCGAGAAAAUGGGACAUGGAUUUCAGGGGCAUCCCCAUUCCCGGCGUGUUGUUUUCGAAGAACGAUGACGCGACGCCCGUCAUCUGUUCUCAGUCUAGCAACGAGUUUAAAGCUACCAAGGCUUUGAUCCAGCUGAUCGAAUUGACAUCAAGCGUCCGUUCACUGAUGCAGAGCGGCCAGCGUGACAAGGUACCUAUCUGUAUACGCAAAGAGCUCGAAGAGUAUGCAAGGUGGGCUGCCCAGGAUGGAAGCUACGACAACCUCGACAUAGUUCCCAAUGUCAUCAUAGACAUUGUGGAUACCACGGUCGGCAGUGUCAAGAUUGAAGAGCGCAUGCAGAAUCGGCUGAGGACAUUGGCCGCCAGACAUCGUGCAUAUUGGCUGAUCAAUUGCUCGGGAAAAGCUGCUGUGCCGCGCGACGGAACACCAGAUGGACUUGCGAAGAGCGAGUCGGACGACGAUUGCACCGCAAAAUCGGAGCGAGACAGUACUUCUCCCCUGGUCAUCAAGCGCGAAGACGGGGAAACGGAAAUCGUCCAUCUGACGGACGAAUCAAAAAUGCAGAGACCCAGCAUCGAGUCGCCAUACAUGCAACAGCCACCCGUUCUGUACGGCAUGUUCAUCGUCAACGCCACCGUCAUGAUCCUGUCCAUAGAUUCAGCAAAAGAGGAUGAUGUUGCGCACGUCAGCUACCAGGUGGAAGUCGGGUUUAACGUGAAGAAUCAAGGCGUCUGGAACGCCAUCACGGUAGCCAUUGUCAUGUGCCUUGCAAGAGACCACAUGAUGACCUUGACAAAAAACUUUGUUCAGCUGUCUGAUGACGCCGACAGCGACCCCGACGCUUGA